Messenger RNA from Acanthopagrus latus (yellowfin seabream), 2067 nucleotides. RefSeq names its product ras-related protein ORAB-1-like. The record is from RefSeq and is a predicted model, not a curated record. The transcript is spliced from 6 exons. Gene Ontology annotation, biological process: regulation of exocytosis; protein secretion. Bases 193 to 837 code for a protein of 214 amino acids. Gene Ontology annotation, molecular function: GTP binding; GTPase activity. NCBI's taxonomy places the organism in Eukaryota, Metazoa, Chordata, Actinopteri, Spariformes, Sparidae.
UGCCAUUUGCCCUCCAAAAGGACAGACACACACACACAGACACACACAGACACACGCAGACACACACAGAAAGGGAUAACAGAGCAGUAAACAACAUCACUGUCGAAGAGAAUCUGUCUGUUUCCAGCUUCAGGAUUGAUUUUCAGGGAGUGUGUUUGUUUUGUCGUGUCACCUGGAGCGACCUCAGCCGUCAUGAAUCCUGAAUAUGAUUACUUGUUCAAACUUCUUCUGAUCGGGGACUCUGGGGUUGGAAAGUCAUGUUUGCUGCUGCGCUUUGCGGAUGACACGUACACUGAGAGCUACAUCUCCACCAUCGGAGUUGACUUCAAGAUCAGAACCAUCGACAUGGACGGGAAGACAGUGAAACUUCAGAUUUGGGACACAGCAGGUCAGGAGAGGUUUCGAACCAUCACCUCCAGCUACUACAGAGGAGCCCAUGGGAUCAUCAUCGUCUACGACGUCACCGAGCAGGAGUCCUUUAACAACGUGAAGCAGUGGCUGGACGAGAUAGAUCGUUACGCCUGUGAAAACGUCUCCCGGCUGCUGGUGGGAAACAAGUCUGACCUCGUUAGCAAGAAAGUGGUGGACGCCGCCACAGCUCAGGAGCUGGCCUUCUCUCUUAAAGUCUCCUUCCUGGAGACGAGCGCUAGGAGCUCUGACAACGUGGAGAGGGCUUUCCUCACCAUGGCCUCUGAGAUCCACAAACGGCUGGCCAGUGAGGAGGUGGGGAUGCAGGGUGAGAUGAAGGAGGCCAGUGCCCAGAGCGCCAAGAUCAGCAGCGCCCCUCUGUGGUUAGGAGGGGAAAAACAGACGCAGGAGGCCAGUAACUGCUGCUGAGCAGAGGAGCUAACACGGUGAUGACAUGACUACAGUACAGUAUGUUCACUGAGGUGUGACAUUUCAAACACACCCACCUGUCUAGUUUCAGGACGAUGUGAUUGUGUGUUUUGGAUGAACAUGUUUUGUCAGAAUUCUGACAUCUUUGCUAUUGAACUUAAAACAUAAAAUGUGACUUUUGAGGAGGAAAAAUAAUGUUUUUAGCUUGACAACAAUAUAUUUUUGAGCGUGGUAUUUUUGAAUCAAAUAUAUAAUGGCACUGAUGAUGACAGGAAUAUUUUAAACUGAGCCAAACGAACAGCUAAGACAGUGUUGCUGACAAGGUUUGGGAGAGUUUUAUAAAUAUAUAUAUAGACGACCAUUUACUGUCACUUGGUAGCGCUCUAAUUAAUUGUUAACUGGUUAUAAGGCCAUUGUAAGUCCCUGAGUCUCAUGAAAUUUGCAAACCUGUCACAUGGUAAUAAAAAUAUUUGAGCUGUAGUGAAUAUUCACACAGUUUGAGCUGCUGUAGUGAUUUAGACUCAGAUAGCAUCAGUUCCCUCAGAGGUGAUUCACUGUAUUCAUCAGUUUGUGUUGUGUUUGACAUGUUGUUUGUUUAUGUCAAUAAAGAUAUCUUAGGAGUCUCGAAGAAAAUAUCGGUAUAAAACCUCGAGGGUAAAAUAUAACAAAAGCUGCACAGAAAUGUUAAAAUGUGUAUACAUGAGCCGUCUGUCUCCUCUCUGGUUUAGUCUAAGCUACAAGUAAGAUCACCUUCAUGAAACCAACACUGACUGGAACAUGUAAAGAAAAUGUUUUCAUCGCUCAUUCUUUCACAUAUACCUCUGAGUAUUCAGGGGAAUGGCCACCAUAUUGUUAGAGGUGCACUUAAGGAGGUCAUCAGUGUUGGGAUGGCAUUGUCAUCACGAUUAUCGCUCUAACAUACAUUCUUUUUGUCGGUGUUGGUGCAAACGGUGAUACACUGUAGAAAAGAGACCCGUAAGAACCAAUCAUCUAAUGAACAGUGAAGACAGGAGCUGUAAACAUGAGAGAAGACGACAAUCCGUCAGUCCAGAGCUCUUGGCUGUUGAACAGAAAUGUAAUCAGAUGACUUGUUCACACAAGAAGAGAAAAACAUCAACUCCGUAUCUUCUUUGCACACUCAAAAAGGAGCAAGGCGGAUAAGAUUGCUGACAUUGUGGGCGGAUUUUGAAGCCUCUAAAAGUAAAAAAGAAAAGUUUGAACAAAAAUCAA